AUGGAUGUAGCCCCAGGUCCUGCAGAACGCCCCGCUCCCAAAAUUAGGAAGCCACUAAACCGUCCACAGACUACUGAAGAACUAGGGUUUUAUGCUCAGAAUCAUUUCAUCAUGACGAUCUGUGCAGUGAUUCUUUUCCCACCCUUUGGAUUGAUAGGCCUCUACUUCAGCCGCAAGACCAACGAAGCCAAUAAGGACAGUGACUGGGAAGACGCUUAUUUAAACUCGUCUCGAACUAUUUGGAUUGACGUAUUCGGCAUUUUGGCGGGUUUAGCCAUCAUUUACACAUAUGUCCUACUUAUAUGACAGCUACACCCAGCAUGCACGGGCCCCACUCCCCACAGACACGUCCAAUUAGACGUUGACCAGUCACCAAGAAGAAACUCAGAGCUUCUGACAUCUCUUAACCAAGAAACACACCAGCCAAGAAACUGAACACACAAGCAACCCACCGA
Phodopus roborovskii (desert hamster) is the source of this 455-nucleotide messenger RNA. It is a transcript of the gene Pmis2, whose product is annotated as PMIS2 transmembrane protein. The coding region runs from base 1 to 306 and encodes 101 amino acids. The record is from RefSeq and is a predicted model, not a curated record. Gene Ontology annotation, cellular component: membrane; intracellular membrane-bounded organelle. The transcript has 2 exons. NCBI's taxonomy places the organism in Eukaryota, Metazoa, Chordata, Mammalia, Rodentia, Cricetidae.